Messenger RNA from Conger conger (European conger), 10201 nucleotides. RefSeq names its product neuron navigator 3 (gene nav3). Gene Ontology annotation, biological process: neurogenesis; nervous system development. The transcript is spliced from 38 exons. The coding region runs from base 1 to 7038 and encodes 2345 amino acids. Gene Ontology annotation, molecular function: ATP hydrolysis activity; protein binding; ATP binding. The record is from RefSeq and is a predicted model, not a curated record. NCBI's taxonomy places the organism in Eukaryota, Metazoa, Chordata, Actinopteri, Anguilliformes, Congridae.
AUGCCGGUUCUGGGGGUCUCCUCUAAACUCCGACAGCCAGGCGCGGGCUCCAGACCGGUCCACCCGGCCACCCCCAUCCCUAACCCGCGGGGGCGCCUUCCCGGGACGGCCGCCUCCAGGGGGCCCGGCCUCCCUCCUGAGAGGACCUGUCAGCUGUCACUCAAACCGCCCUCUGGGUACCGGGAGCAGGCCACGCCCCCCGCGCGGCGCGCAGAGCUGGAAGAUAGCGAGGUCAGCAAGAUCUACACUGAUUGGGCCAAUCACUAUUUGGCCAAGUCGGGCUGCCCGCGGCUCAUUAAGGACCUGACGCAGGACAUCGCUGAUGGAGUGCUGCUGGCAGAGAUUAUUCAGAUCAUCGCGGAUGAGAAGGUUGAGGACAUUAAUGGCUGCCCCAGAAGCCAGUCUCAAAUGAUUGAGAAUGUGGACGUCUGCCUCAGUUUCCUGGAAGCCAGAGGAGUGAACGUGCAAGGCCUGUCCUCAGAAGAAAUCUGGAGUGGGAAUCUGAAGACGAUCCUGGGGCUGUUCUUCAUCCUGUCCCGGUAUAAGCAGCAGCAGCAGCAGCAGCAGCAGUACUACCAGUCCCUCCUGGAGCUCCAGCAGCAGGUCACGCACCAGGCCACCGGGGCGGCGCCAGCGAGCCACCACAAAACACAAGAUAUGCAGUCCAGUCUCACCGCACGGUACGCUACGACCACAACUGCCACUGCCACGGGCCACAGCUCAGUGGGACUAGCGCAGAAGAAAAACACAAGGUUACCAGGGCCCUCCAGAGUAUCUGCUGCAGGCAGCGGGUCCUCCAAGCCACAGGGGGGCGCCAGCCUGAACCGGCGGAGCCAGAGCUUCACCAGCACGGAUAAGAGCCGGCCCCUGCAGUACACCGGCGCCAACGAGCGAGAAAUGGUGAAGGGGGUCUCGCAGCCCGGGGGCAUUAACGGCAGCGUGCCCCCUCCUGGCAGCGCCCUGGGGCAGACCCCCCCCUCCUCCAUCCCCUCCCCCAGCGGGGGCAAGUCUCUGCGGGGCAAACCCGUGAGCAUGAAGCACAGCGCCACCUCCUCCGCCCUGUCCGCCAAGUCCUCCAGCCCCGCCACCUCCCCCACGCCCCCGCCGGCCCCCUGCCCCUCGGACCGCCUCAAGCCCCCGCAGGCCGACCCCCCCAAGGCCCAGGGCCAGCGCUCCAUGCUGGAGAAGUUCCGCUUCAUCAACACGCGCGGGAACGCCAGGCCUCAGCCCUCAAGCUCCGGGGCCGAGCUGAGGGAGGAGGAGGAGGACGAGGUCGACGAGGAAGAGUACGGCUCGGAGUACGGGGAGGAGGGGCCGCUGACGGGCCAGAGGCAAACCGCCAAGGGCGCCGCCAAGUGUGUGGCCAGCAAGGCCCUGCCCCAGGGCAAGGACAAAGAGGACCGGGGUAAGGGCAAGGGUAAAGACGGGGUGUCGGCGAGAGAGGACCGGGACCCGGCCUCCGAGGCCUCCAAAAAGGGCUCCCGAAUCGCCAGCCUCAUCCCCAAAGGGGGCAAGCCCCCCGGAACCAAGAAGGAGGGGUCCAGCGGGAUCCCCAAACCCGGCGGGAAGGGGUCCGUCUCCUCCUCCACAUCCACCGGGAAGCUGGCGGGAUCGGGGCCCCCGGCCGGGGACCACAAGGCCAAGACGGGGAAGGGGGGCCCGGCGUUCUGCUCCCAGCGCUCCCAGGGGCCCCCCGAGGGCCGACGGACCAGCAUGGUGUCCUCCACCAGCGCCUCGGCCAUCUCGGGGUCCUCCGUGAUGUCAGGAGGGGUGCUGGGUCCCAACGGGGUGGUGCUGCUCCCUCAGCAACAGCACAGCCACCCCAACACUGCCACCGUCGCACCCUACAUGUACCGGACCUGCUCGGAGAACGAUUGCACCACGGUCGCCCCCGGCAACGCCUGCCUCAGCCCCACCAAAGCCGACCUGGUCUACAGCAAGACCGCCAAACAGUGCCUGGAGGAGAUCUCAGGAGAGGAUCCGGAGGCGAGGCGGAUGAGGACGGUGAGGAACAUCGCCGACCUGCGGCAGAACCUGGAGGAGACCAUGUCCAGCCUGCGGGGUACGCAGGUCAGCCACAGCACCUUGGAGACGACCUUCGACACCACGGUAACCACGGAGGUGAACGGUCGCGCCCUCUCGGGAUUGGCCAGCCGGUCGUCCCCCAUGUCCUGGCGCCUGGGUCAGUCCCCCAGCCCCCGCCUGCAGGCCGGAGACGCCCCCUCCCUGCCCGGCGGGUUCCCCCAGCCCCGGGGGGGCAGCGGCGGGGCAGGGGGGGCCAGCGGAGGUGGGCCCCCCGGUCGAUACGCGCACCCGGACCCCUCCCGCCUGGUCUACAACGCUCCCCUGCGACGGGGCGCGGCCGGGACGGGGCAGCGAGGGGCGGAGCUCGGUGAGAAGGGCGGGGCUGAGGGCGGCCCCGAGGUGGAGGCGGGCGGGUACAUGAGCGAAGGGGACAUCCUGGGGAAGAACGCGCGCCCGGACGACGUCGGCAGCGGGUACCUAACGGAUGGAGGGCUCAACCUGUACUCCCGAAACGUGGGUCGCGUCCCCGAAAUGGCGGCCUCUCGAGACGUCAUCCAGAGAGGGGUCAACGAGAUGCAAGGGGGCGCAGACAGCUGGGAUGACAGCAGUUCUGUCAGCAGUGGACUCAGUGACACCCUGGACAACAUCAGCACCGACGACCUCAACACACCCUACUACAGCGGAGUGUCUGCACCGCCCCGCAAGAGCAAGCACUCACAGCCCAAAUCAGACGUCCCGGAGCGCCACUCCCCCGACCAUGACAUCAGCAGCUGGGACGGAGCUGAGGAUCUGAAGAAGCUGGACGACGGUUCGGACGGCGUCAUGGACCCCGGCGCCAAGUGGAGACCCUCCUCUUCCUCCUCCCCCUCGUCCUCCUCGGCGGGGCAGUACGAGGACCCUGACAGGACCGGCCAGAGGGGGGGCCUGCCCCUGUCCCACACUGGCUCCUGGAGGAGGGGCAUGACCGCACAAGUGGGCAUCUCGCCCCCCAGGACCAAGGGCGCCGUCGGGACCCUCAAAAACCCUGGCAAACCGGAGGACCCGAAGGUCCAGGAGAAAGAGCGGGCCUCGGCCAAGAGCAGCGGGAUCCAGCGCUCGCCAUCGGACGCGGGGAAGAGCAGCGGCGACGAGGGGAAGAAGCCUCCCUCAGGCAUCGGCCGGCCCACCGCCACCAUCGCCUCCUUCGGGUUUAAGAAGGCCCCGGGGCCCGUGGGGGCCCUCAUCCCCGGCCCCAAGGCCCCCGCGGUGGGGGGGAAGGGCGGGGCCGGAGGGGGAGGCGGCCGGAAGACCAGCCUGGACCUGGACAGCUCGCAGCCGCAGGACGACGCGGCGUUGCUAGGCGGCGGGGCCUCCAGGGCUCCUCCCCCGCAGUACCGUUCCCUCCCCCGGCCCGCAAAGUCUUCCCCUGGGGGGGCCAUGGGCCGAGGGGGGGGGCAUCGCUCCAGCUCCAGCAGCGUGGACUCCAACGUCAGCGUCAAGUCUGCCGGCAGCGGGGGGGGAGGGGCCAGCUCCAAGCGCAGAGGGGAUUCUGGGAAGGUGGGCUCCGGGCGCUCCAGCCCCGUCGGCAUCGGCCAAUCGGACAAGGAGAAGGUGGGCGUGUCCGACCCGGAGGGGGCGUGUCUCUCCAGCUCGCCCAAAGCCAGCCCCACUUCGUCCGGCCAAUCGGGGCUCAGGCAGCCUGGGUCGAAGUACCCCGACAUCGCCUCGCCCACCUUCCGCAGGUUGUUUGGCACCAAGGCCAGCAGUAAAGCCAGCUCUCCUGGCACCCCUGACUCGGGGAAGUGCCCGUCCGCACUGGGCAGCCCCCACGGCACCCUGGGACGGCAGGCCAGCCUGGACUCGCCCUCCUCCGGCACAGGCAGCCUGGGCAGCGGGCAGGGGGGCGGCACCAGCCCUCUCUACAGCCGGACCCCCGAGCUGGGGGGCGGCGACAUCCCCCCGGGGUUCGGCCAAUCGCCGGGCUCCAGCUCGGCCUCGGGCCUAUCGCACGCCUCCGGGGGCCGGCCCUGGGCCGUCAGCAUGAGCGUGUCGUCGGCCGGCAGCAAGGACACGCUGAGCUGUCAGAGCAUGACCAGCCUGCACACCAGCUCCGAGUCCAUUGACCUGGGCCUCGGUUACCAUGGCUCCCUCACCGGCCUGGCCUCGGGGUCAAAGGUCACACGGACCGGCAGUGUCAAGUCUGAGGGAAUGCCUCUGGACAGGAACACACUCCCAAAGAAGGGACUGAGGUACCCCCCCUCGUCCCGACAGACGUCCGACGAGGAGGGCAAAGAGUGGAUGAGAUCUCACUCCACUGGAGGCUUACAGGACACAGGGAGCCAGUCCCCCCUAUCUCCACCUGGGACAUCCUGCCCCGGAGUGGGCAAAUACCACUACUCCAACCUGGUGAGCCCCACCAGCAUGCCCCAGUACGGCCGGGCGGGGCCCAGUAUGAGUCGCUCUAACAGCAUCCCGGCCCACGACUCGUCCCUGGACCUAUACGGCCUGGGGGGCAGCGCCACCUCUCUGGAGGACCGGCCCCGGGGCAUGAGCCGCUCGGGGUCCCUGAGGGACAGCAUGGAGGAAGUUCAUGGGUCAUCGCUGUCAUUGGUCUCCAGUACUUCAUCUCUCUACUCGGCGGCAGAAGAGAAGGCUCAUUCAGAGCAAAUCCGAAAACUGCGCCGGGAGCUGGACGCCUCCCAGGAAAAGGUCGCAACGUUGACGUCUCAGCUGUCAGCCAACGCCCACCUGGUGGCUGCUUUUGAGAAAAGUCUGGGGAACAUGACCUCUCGCCUGCAGAGCCUGACCAUGACUGCCGAGCAAAAGGAGUCUGAGCUGGCCGAGUUGAGGGAGACCAUCGAGGCUCUGAAGACCCAGAACACCGACGCUCAAACCGCCAUCCAGGUGGCCCUGAACGGCCCAGACCACGUCCACAGAGACCUGCGGAUCCGACGCCAGCACUCCUCCGACAGCAUGUCCAGCCUCACCAGCGCCUCCAGCCACUCGGCCGUGUGCGGCAGCCCCGAGUCCGAGGCCAAGAAGAAGAAGAAGAAGAGCUGGCUGCGGAGCUCCUUCAAGCAGGCGUUCAGUAAGAAGAAACCCAACAAGCUGACAUCAUCGCACUCCGACAUCGAGGAGCAGACUGACUCCUCCCAACCAUCCUCUCCCAAACUGCCCCACAGCACCAGAGAGGACCGCCCACUCAGACCCUCUCCCUCUACGACAGAUCUGUGUGAGUGCACGGAGGCGGAGGCUGAGACCAUCCUGCAGCUGAAGAACGAGCUGAGGGAGAAGGAGCUGAAGCUGACAGACAUCCGCCUGGAGGCGCUAAGCUCCGCCCACCACCUGGACCAGAUCCGCGAGGCCAUGAACCGCAUGCAGAAUGAGAUCGAGCUCCUGAAGGCAGAGAACGACCAGCUGAAGUCCACAGGGAGCCCCGCCCCCAGCGCCAGCUCCACCAAAACGCCCCGCCCCCCCUCCGAGACCUCCAGCACCUCCUCCUCCUCCUCCCGCCAAUCCCUGGGCCUGUCACUCAACAACCUCAACAUCACCGACACCAUCAUGUCCGACAUUCUCCUGGAUGACGGAAGCGAAGGUAACCUCCGGAAAGAAGGUCGGAGUGUCCGAAUUGUGGUCGCCAUAAAUGACGGCUCAAACGUAACCAAGGGUAGGAGAUGUCAGGAGUAUCUCAUCGGAUCCAUUGGCGUCAGCGGGAAGACAAAGUGGGAUGUGCUAGAUGGUGUCAUACGCAGAUUGUUCAAGGAGUACGUGUUCCGUGUGGAUCCCCUCACCAGCCUGGGGCUGACCUCCGACAGCAUCGCCAGCUACAGGAUAGGAGAGGUACUGCGGGCACACGGUUCUGAGACCCCCCAACUGCUGCCCUGUGGGUAUCUGGUGGGAGAGAACAACGUUAUCACCGUCAACAUCAAAGGCGCGACGGAGAACAGCAUCGACUCGCUGGCGUUCGACACGCUCAUCCCCAAGCCCAUCGUGCAGCGGUUCCUGAACCUCCUGACGGAACACCGGCGGAUCAUCCUCUCCGGGCCCAGCGGGACCGGGAAGUCUUUCCUGGCCGGAAAACUUGCAGAGUACAUCGCCGCCAAGUCCGGCCGGGAGGUCACCGAGGGAACCGUCGCCAGCUUCAGCGUGGACCACGAGUCCAGCAAGGACCUGCAGCACUACCUGUCCGCCCUGGUGGAGCAGUGCAGCUCAGAAGAGAGUGAGCUGAAGCUCCCCCUGGUGGUGGUUCUGGAUAACCUGCACCACAUCGGCUCCCUGAGCGACGUCUUCAACGGCUUCCUCAACUGCAAGUACAACAAGUGCCCGUACAUCAUCGGAACCAUGAACCAGGCAGCCUCGUCCUCUGCCAACCUGGAGCUGCACCACAACUUCAGGUGGGUGCUGUGUGCCAAUCACACGGAGCCGGUGAAGGGCUUUCUGGGACGCUUCCUGCGGAGGAAGCUGGUGGAGACGGAGAUGGUGAGGAGCACGCGCAGCAACGAGCUGGUGAAGGUGGUGGACUGGAUCCCCAAGACCUGGCAGCACAUCAACGGCUUCCUGGAAGCACACAGCUCCUCCGACGUCACCAUCGGCCCCAGGCUCUUCCUGUCCUGCCCCCUGGAUGCAGAGCGGUCCCGUGUGUGGUUCACCGACCUGUGGAACUACUCCCUGGUCCCGUACCUACUGGAGGCCGUGAGGGAGGGGCUGCAGCUGUACGGGAAGCGGACGGUGUGGGAGGACCCCACUAAGUGGGUGAUUGACACCUACCCCUGGAGCUCGGCCCCCUCGCAGCCGGAUGCGCAGCCCCUGCUGCAGCUGCGGCCCGAGGACGUGGGGUACGAGGGGUGCAGCGCCGCCAAAGAGGAGACCCCCCCCAAAGCCCUGUCCCAGAGCGACACUGAGGGGGACCCUCUGAUGAACAUGCUGAUGAGGCUCCAGGAGGCCGCCAACUACUCCAGCGCGCAGAGCUGCGACAGCGACAGCGCCAGUCACCAUGACGACCCACUGGACUCGUCGCUGGAGUCCACCCUGUAGAGGAGCCAACUCCUUCCUGCGCUUUCUAACGAGCAACACGCUGGGGGCGAUUCGCCAGCCUCGAGGACAAAACGGGCGAAACAACGGUGCGGGGAGGCGAGGGCUUCCUGUCAGGCGCGGGAAAUGGUGCGGGCAGCUGAAUUUUGCUGCGCUUUGGAGUCAAAAGUCUGCACUCCAGUUCCCCGGCAGGAAGUGGUGUUCCCUCACCCGACCCCGGAACAACAGCUAUGUCACAGUGGAGCCAAACUGGAAUUAGCCACCAUUUUGUUUCCUUUUGUAUUAGGUUUGUAUUGACCACACAGGUUUACAGGGCAAACUACUUUUUUGGUUUUCUGAGGUGCUACGGAGACGACAAAGUCCUGCUCCCCUAGGUUGCCUGGCGCUACUGGUCAUAUGACUUAGCCAGCCUUUGGAUAUCAAAAUGGUGCCCGCUCCAUGGCCCAUACAAUACAGUACGUCCAGAAAACGAGCACAAAGAGCUUUGUGCUACACGUCAGGCUACUGCUACUGUGAAACACUGGACAAGUGCCAAAUUGAACUUGUGAUGACUGCCAAGUGCACAGUGAUGGAGGCAUCCAUUUUGAGAUUGUAGUCUGUUAAAAUUAUGUUUAAUUUCUUCCUUUUUUUUCUUUUUUCGACUCAAGCCUGUUGUUCACCCUACUCUUAACAGAUAAUAUAUUAACAGAAAUCAGAGUGAAGGGCCAGAGAGUGAAAAUUUGACAAUGGUGCUUUCUUACUGCCUUAAAUUUGCAAACAUAAUUCACAAGCAACCGUGAACUAUGUAUGGAUUUGUGAAGCUGUUUCUUUGGGGGAUGAAAAAAAUCGGCAAGAUUGGAGAGCACAGCACAUUUAGAAAUUUUCUGUCUUUAAAAUUAGUGAACCCUUCCACCCGCAUUCUCUCAACAGACAUUUUAUUUGGAGGAGUUAGAGACAACGAGGAGGACUUUACUCCCUAUGGACUACCUAUAGCCUGAAGCAGACCCUUCCCUUUCAGCUGCCUCAAUAACUAUCCAGUUCUAUUCUAUGGUCUUGUAUUAAGAGCGAGGAUAUGGCCAUAGGCAACAGGACAGCUCACGUAUCUGAUGGGUUCGGAAGGAAUGUUUUUGCUUUCCUUUUUUAUUUUUUUUAGUUUCUCAGUCGAGUCGGAAACACUUGAACUGGCAUGAGCACAAAACUGAUUUUAUAUCCAGAGGGGGUGUUUGCUUCAACUAUACUAUGUGUACAUGGAAGAAAAAAAAGUUUACUUUUACAAAUAAUUCGAGGUCACCGUGGAAGUGGCUGUGGGUGGAGACCGUUAUGGUAUUUUAUUUCUGUUUUUACGGGGUAGGAAAAGGGUUGGUUUUGCACAAUUUAUCAGGGUGGGGAAUGUAAAUAUGAGUCUUGCACAGUGACUGACGAUGCGUCCUGCCCUGUUGAUGUUAACAUUAUGCUUAACUUUGCUGAGAAGUCUUGUAUGUUGCAAACAGACAAAAAAACUAACGAAAAAAGAGAAAACAAAAAGAGAUACAUGCCAAGCAGCCACUAGAGGCCAGUGUGCACUGUCUUGUAAUGAUUGGUUGUCUUGCCAACGCAGGAGCUACACAAUAUAUAGACGCAUGCACCGAAAUCGUUAAAAAAAUCAAUGCAAAAAGUCACCUUAACCACUUCAGGGGAGCCAAGCAGGUUUUCAUUAAAUCUGAGAGACACGAUAGCCCGCAGACUAAAACAAAAAACAACCAGAAAACGUCCAUAUUCGUGAGCCAGAACACAGAACUGUCACCAUCUCUCUCCAAAGAAUUACAUUGCAUUACAGUUAUUUAGCUGAUGUUUUUAUCAAAGCGACUUACAGUUGACUAGACUAAGCAGAGGCAAAUCCCCCCUGGAGCCAUGUGAGGUUAAGGGCCUUGCUCAAGGGCCCAACAGCUGCACUGAUCUUGAUACUACACUGGGGCUUGACCCACCAACCUUCCACGUCCCAGUCAAGCACCUUAGCCACUGAGCUAUAGGCUGCCCCAUUUAUUGUUUUAUGUUUAUUAAAUGUCGUCGUAAAUCAAUUUACGAUGCCAUUUUGUAUCCCCCGUUUUUGACUGUUGUUUGGAUUUUUAUUUUGAAAUGCCAAAUCAUAUUCAUAGGGCCGCCUCAUUGGUUCGCCACUGAUUCAGACGAGUGUGGGCCAGCGCUAGCCAGCUAGCCACUGCUAAUUUCCACACUGCAGUGUGCCAGAACUGCGAAUCACGACCGGUGCUUUAGCUGGAUACGCCACCCAGCACACCACAUUCAUAUUCACCUACAGAGCUGCAGAUUUCACAGAAGGGUUUCUGAAUCGACUACCUCUUAUUUAUGUAUGGUUUCACAGGUUCCUUGGAUUUAGUUUCAGCUUCUGGCCUGCAGAUUAGAGAAAGUAGGACAAUUACCCACAAUACAACGGGUGCUAUCAUCAGCCAUCGCAGUCAAACACGGAACACUUCAGCAGUCUACAGCAAAAAAUGUACUCUUAUCAGUGUCAAAAACCUACAGAUUAGUAAUCCUACUUUCAAGUCAUUGGCCAUUGUGUCUUUUCCAUGACAUGGCUGGACCCCCAAGCACUGAUUUACUGAUCCAUUUAUUUCUAUUUUAUUUUUAUUUGUUAGAAGAUCAGGGUUUGGAGUUGCUGAUUCUGGAUCAGUGUUUUGGAGACAUUUUCAGUUGGGAGACACACUCUCCCUCACACAGAUGACUAACACAAACACACACACACAUACACACACAUACACACACACACACACACACACAGGCACAGUAGGCCUGCUCAUCGCCCCAGCAAAGAGACGCACUUUUAAACAGAUGUACUGCAAACCCUGCUGCUUUCCCUGAACCCACAUCUCACAGUUAUUUAAGACCAUUCCAGGCCAAUCCUGCAUCGGUCACCACGGUUACAUCGACCACGUGACCACGGUUACAUCGACCACGUGACGUAUUCCAACUGUUUCGCAAUUACAUCUCAGUGAGAGCAUAGAGUUUACUACUUUUGAAAACUUUUUUUGGUGAAACAUUUGUCUUUGAAUGUUUUAUAUUUUGUACAUUUUUAUGUAACAUAUCAUGUACAUAGAAAAACAGACGGCAAUUUAAAUCAUCCGAAGGAUUUUUUUGUAGUCUUUGCAAAGCCCUAAUAAAUAGUACUUGGUGUCACCAGAGAACUGGACAA